CCAACUGUUCUUCAUCGUGCAGUCUGUAACAGCAGAACAUCCAGCUUGAGAGAGGAGAGGACAGAGAAUUUGGCUUCACUGUUAGGUCAUUAUUUAUCCUGCAGGCAAGGCAUGUUUUAGACAUUCUACCCUUGUGAAAGUAUUCAAUCACAGGAUGGACCAUUUAGCUCUCUGCUGCCUCAUUGGCCUGUCAAUCAUUCUGAUAAACAUUAGCACCACUUAUGCCACCCCUGUCAUUUUCAAUGACUCUUUAGAAAGCAGUGGGCAUUGGGAGACUGGGAGCACAGACCUGAUCCCCACACCCAGCAUUGCCUCCUUCCUCAAUGAAUCUGUUAUAUCCACCUCCAUCGAUGGAGAAAAACAUACCAAACCCUUCUUCAAUCAGAUGGUGGACAUAUUACAAGAGAACCUCCUCCUCAUAAUUGUCAUUACCACAUUACUUCUGCUCGUCUUCACCAUCAUCUGUUCGGCUGCUAUCUUGAGUCACAGACGAAAAGUCAGCACCUACUAUCCUUGCGCAUUCCCCUCCAAGAUGUACGUGGAUGAGAGAGACAAGACUGGAGGAGAGAGGUUCUUUAAUGAAGUUCCAGAGAAAACAAACACAAGCUCCAGCGAGGAGCCGCUGAAUUCAGCUAAGCAGCUCCAAAAGGACAUCAUGUUGGCUACCAAACAUCUACGCACUCCAGUCAAGACUUCUUGGAGGGAGAAGAAUGAAAAGGUGGAAGACAAAAAAACAGAUGACAAGGAAAACCCUCAGUCUGAGAAGAGUCAAGAGGAGAGCUUUGGCUUUCAAGAGGACAAGACUACAAAUCAGUCCGUUGUUGAACAUUCUGUGGAAAAGAGCAGCCCCAGCUGGUCCCAGGACAGUAUCCAAAUUUGUGAUAUGGAAAAGACUGACCCUUCUGACUCUGGCCCCCCUAAUGAGAGCAAACAUCCAUCAGGGCCAGAGAAUUCUGAGAUCCAAGACGACAUGAACAAACUGGAAUUUGAUACUUCAGGCUUACCAUUUAUCAGUGAAGAGAAAACAGCAUUUUAGUGUGGACAUUUUCGAAGCUUCAAAGGAAAUAUUUAGACAUAAACACGGAUUUAAGUUUAUUUCUUGUACACAUUGUAACAACAAAGAAUGGAAAUCUGCCAUAGUUGCUAAUAUGGACCAUUUGUGUUUCAUUAUAGUUGUCUGAUUUAAAAAAAAAAAAAGAGAAAGAAAGAAAUAUAUUUGCUAUUGUUUAUGUCUGUUGUAUGAUAUACCACAUGUAAAUGUUGUAAUCUGUUUUUCGUUGUAUGAACGGAUGCCUAUUAGGCAAGACUGUAAUAUAAAAAUAGCAUUUUAA
Messenger RNA from Xyrauchen texanus (razorback sucker), 1331 nucleotides. RefSeq names its product transmembrane protein 119-like. The transcript is spliced from 2 exons. Lineage: Eukaryota; Metazoa; Chordata; Actinopteri; Cypriniformes; Catostomidae. Gene Ontology annotation, cellular component: plasma membrane. Gene Ontology annotation, biological process: positive regulation of bone mineralization; positive regulation of osteoblast differentiation; ossification. The record is from RefSeq and is a predicted model, not a curated record. The coding region runs from base 155 to 1036 and encodes 293 amino acids.